Messenger RNA from Laccaria bicolor S238N-H82, 759 nucleotides. RefSeq lists its product as uncharacterized. The annotation marks the transcript as partial. The record is from RefSeq and is a predicted model, not a curated record. Gene Ontology annotation, biological process: apoptotic DNA fragmentation. Gene Ontology annotation, molecular function: RNA endonuclease activity; metal ion binding; nucleic acid binding. NCBI's taxonomy places the organism in Eukaryota, Fungi, Basidiomycota, Agaricomycetes, Agaricales, Hydnangiaceae. Gene Ontology annotation, cellular component: nucleus; mitochondrial inner membrane. The transcript is spliced from 7 exons.
GGACCCAUUGUUGAUUCGUUGGUGCGCAAGGCAUAUGUGGCUGCAUAUGACAGACGACUACGCCAUCCGGCAUGGACUGCCGAACACCUGACCCGCAGGUCCCUGGUCUCGAAUGGGAAUGAUUCCGGCGACCGCUCAAAAUCGACCUUUGUGGAGGACGAUUCGGUACCUGCACCAUUUCGAGCGCGUUUGCAGGAUUAUUUUAGAAGCGGAUACGACCGUGGACAUAUGGUGCCAGCGGCUGAUGCUAAAUUAUCACAGGAAGCUAUGAAUGAAACUUUCCUUCUUUCUAAUAUCGCACCCCAAGUUGGUGAUGGUUUUAAUCGUCAUUACUGGGCCUAUCUAGAAGAUUGGUGUAGACGUCUCACGGGAAGUUUCCAAGAUGUUUUCGUUUUCACAGUUCCGCUGUACCUCCCGCGACUGGAAGCCGAUGGAAAAUGGCGUGUGACACAUGAAGUAAUUGGCUCUCCACCAAACGUUUCUGUGCCGACGCACUUUGCCAAAGUGGUUCUCGCGUCCAAGCCAACCUCGCCAGCAACCCCAGAUAUCUUAGAACUCUCUUUGGGUGCUUUUGUUCUCCCAAACACUGUCAUCAAAGAUGAAGCACCUCUUGAAGGCUUUGUCAUGCCAGUGGAGGCAGUCGAACGAGCCGCUGGACUAACCUUGUUCUCAGACGACCUCAAAGCAAACUCUAAGCACCUAUGCAAGACUACAAAAUGCGAAGUUAUCAUUCGGAGGUUCGACGAUGCGCGCAAAAAG